Molecule: messenger RNA, 1224 nt
Organism: Condylostylus longicornis
Lineage: Eukaryota; Metazoa; Arthropoda; Insecta; Diptera; Dolichopodidae
Exons: 2
Coding region: 1-1224 (407 amino acids)
Source: RefSeq, a predicted model, not a curated record
AUGUAUAGAAGUGAUACAAAAUAUAUGAGUCAAAUGACAUCCACUGAACCGAAUCGUUUUAAUUCUGGUAAGGGAAAUCAACAAAAUUCAUUUCAAGGUCAAACAAUGUUCGCAAGCCAGCAAUCAUCAUCAUUUCCAUCAACACAAAACGCACAUUUACAAACAACUUUUGAAAUACAACCAAGUUAUGGUUAUGAUUUAGGAUCAAUAUCACAACAAGAACCUAUUCAACAACAAUCAAGUGGGCAUGAUCUUUUUGGUUCUCAAUCACAAGAUAAAUCAAAUCAAAUAAAUACACAACAAGAAUUAAGCACUGGUGAAAGUUUUCUACAUCCCCAAAGCACACCAUUUUUUCCAACACAAAAUAAUCAAUAUAUUCCACCAGCACCACCAUCAUCUGUAGCACCAUCAUUAUCAUCAUCUCAAUCACCACCACCACCAGCACCAACUCAACAACAAGAGCUUCCUUUACCUCCAACUGCAUUCCCGUCACAACCACUAUUUAAUCCACAACCAAUUAGCAAUGACAUAUCACCACCAUCACCUGGUUUAAAUGCACCUCCACCACACCAACCACCAUCUCCAUCAACAACAGCACAUACAGCACCAUCUUCAGCACCAUCAUCCAGUUCAUCAUUAUAUGAUGAUAAUUCAUAUCAACCAACAGCUUAUGAUUCAACAGAUGGUUAUUAUCCACCAGCAAAACAAACAGUUCACAAACAUAUAUAUGUACAUAUACCACCAAAAGAUUUUGAUGAAGAAGCACCACGUCAACAUUUUAAAGUUCCUCGGCCUGAAAAACAUUAUAAAAUUAUUUUUAUUAAAACACCAACACCAACACAACCCCAACCAGUUGUACCACCCCUACCACAAAAUGAAGAGAAAACCCUUAUUUAUGUUUUACAUAAAAAACCUGAAGAACCAGAAGAUGUUACUAUACCAACACCAGAACCAACCCAACCCUCUAAACCCGAAGUAUAUUUUAUCAAAUAUAAAACAAAUAAUUUACCUGCAUUAUAUGGGGCACCAACUCCACCAUCUGAAGAAGAUGCAACUGCUGCAGCUGGUCAUGGUUAUCCACCAGCUUUACAAUCAUCAGGUGAUGAAAAUCGAUCACAACUUAUUGAACCAAGAAAUGGAAACGAACAUAUUGGUAAUAAUGGUAUUGAAGUAAGUAACACAUUAUACAAUGCCACAAUUACAAAUCUUCAUCGAUACUUUUAG